Molecule: messenger RNA, 1119 nt
Organism: Suillus subaureus
Lineage: Eukaryota; Fungi; Basidiomycota; Agaricomycetes; Boletales; Suillaceae
Exons: 8
Coding region: 1-1119 (372 amino acids)
Source: RefSeq, a predicted model, not a curated record
AUGCAUGACCACAGUGAUGGCGCAGAGAGUUCACCCUCUGACAGCAACUGGGCUGCAGAUGAAGAAAAGCGCAAAAAAGCUGCGCGUCCUUCUGCCAUUGACAGAAAAGGAAAAGCCAAAGCCAAGGCGUUUGAUGAGGGUGACAAUGACAAGCAGGACUAUAAUGAGGAACAGGAGGUCAAUGAGGAUAAGAGUGAUGAAGGCCCUGCCAAGAAGGGAAGGCUGCCAUUGGAAGCAGUCUCCAAGGUGCAGGAACUUGGGCAAACCACCAUCGAAGCAGCAAAAGCAUUAGGGAUAGAAUAUGGCAAAAGUGCGAGGGUGAUCCUCAUUGAGGCAGGGCUGGCCAUGAAGGCAACGCACAAGGAGUCUCCUUGGAAUCAGCACCAAAUGUGGUUCAAGACUUUUAGCCCCCCCUCUCAAGAACAGGAUAUCAAAGCUUGGAAGGAGGAGCAAGCAGCACACUACAAGGCCCAUCCAUACAAAGACCCCAAACACACAGCGUUGUGGCAGAAGAUUCAGGAGUAUUGGGAUGGUUCACUUGCUGGUGCAACUGAGGACUUGAUAUUGCGAUCUGCUAGUUCUCUGAUGCUGCGCGUUCGUGAUGAUUUUUCAAAAGUGGCUGGUUACUGGUACCGCACCCAUGGUAUUCAUAUUUCUGGUGUUGCAAUAUUUCCUGGUCAUGAGGAUGCUGGCCACCAAGCAUCAGGUCGUAUCUUGGAUGAGCUCACAACCAUACUCAAGUACAAAGACUUAGAGGCUGCACAAGCAGAAGGGAUAUCUUUUAGUUUUCUCCCUCGCUCUACUGCUGUCCCAAAUGGCAUGCUUUUGUGCAACGGCAAGUCUGCUAGGGACAGGAACAGAAAAGUCACACCAAUGAUCAUCAGCGAGAAGUUUGCUGAAGCUGGCCAUCCGCUCAAAACCUCGAACAACAGGUGGUUGGACAUGCUCAAUACUCUUUAUGUUGAGCAGCUGUUCAUCCUUAACUGGCCCACCACUGUACUGCCCCCCGGCCCCGAUUUUGAUCUCAAAGCAUUGUCAGCAAGCCAGUUGUGUGCACUGGUAGUUCCUUACCUGAGGAUGCAUCUUGGGGCAAUAAACCGCAAAGACAAAGAAGUGUAA